Diaporthe citri is the source of this 4785-nucleotide messenger RNA. RefSeq lists its product as uncharacterized. The coding region runs from base 1 to 4785 and encodes 1594 amino acids. Gene Ontology annotation, molecular function: zinc ion binding; protein binding; hydrolase activity, hydrolyzing O-glycosyl compounds. NCBI's taxonomy places the organism in Eukaryota, Fungi, Ascomycota, Sordariomycetes, Diaporthales, Diaporthaceae. Gene Ontology annotation, biological process: carbohydrate metabolic process. The transcript has 10 exons. The record is from RefSeq and is a predicted model, not a curated record.
AUGACCAAGAGUGGAGCCGGCUACUGCGCAGUACGCCCGACCUCCGCUCGUCAUCUCGUGGGUGGCGGAGCUGAGGCUAGUGCCAGGGUGGCCUUGAACAUGUCCCUUCUCCAAUAUUCCGAAUUCAAAUACGAUCCUCUACCAACACGGAGCUCAAUCCGCCUCCUCCGUGUCCACAACACCCGCAAUGGCGUCCUGCCCUCCCUAUGCGGUUAUCCCAUACUCCACUGCUCACUUCAUGUCGUAGACCUCUCCAGUGACUCAGCACCCGUCUACGAGGCCCUAUCGUACACCUGGGACAGCCCCGAGACCGAGUACCAGAAACGGAAGACCGACAACUGGAAAGACCCGUACGGACCCCUGUGCAAGUGGCCCGUUGCCGUCAGGAAUGGCAACUCCGGCGAGCAUGCCGUCCUGCACGUGCGCAAGAACCUGUUCGAUGCCCUGCUGCACUUGCAGGGCAUGAACAAUGUCGACCAGCGGGAUGGCGAGUACGACAAGACACGACUACAUGUUGCUGCCGAAGACGGUGACAUGGACACCGUGAGGACCUUGCUUGAGGAGGGCGCGAGCUGUGGUGCAAGGGACUGUUUUGGCGAGACGCCACUUCAUUACGCCUCCGAAAACGGUUACUUCGAGAUCGUCAAGGUCUUAGUGGCUUCAGGAGCAGACAUGAACGUCUACGACAACACCGGCCGCCUGCCCGUCCAGUGCUGCAUCCAGCGGAAGCGCAGAGACUGGGAGCAGGUCACGAGAUUCCUGCGCGACGUGAGCUACCGCACCCAGGAGCUCCGCGACUUCAACGGCGGCGACCUCGAGAUCGAGAGGAGGCACCCGCCUUUCAACAAGACGGCCCUGAUCGAGGCGUCCGAGGAGGGCAGACUGGCGCGCGUGAAGAGGCUCGUUCGUCGCGGGGCGAACCUCUCGGCCACGGACGACUUUGGCGAGACGGGGCUGCACUAUGCGGCUGAAAAUGGACAUUAUGAUGUCGUCAAGGAACUCGUGCGGGCGGGGUCUGGCAUUGAGAUCGUGGAUGAGCACGGGAGGACGCCGAUAGAUUGUUGUACGCAACAAAAGAGAGGACAGUGGGAACAGGUUGCCAAGUUCCUGCGCGACCGUUCGUUUCGUCAAGAGGAGCUGAGCCUGACAGUUGCUGCUGCUGCUGAGGAGGUCGACUCGGACUCGGACUCGGAUCAAGACUCAGUCGAGGAUUUGAAGAACGAGGGUAAAGGUGCCGCAGGUGGGUUUUUCUGGGUUGACGCGAUAUGCAUCAACCAGGAAGACCUAGAAGAGCGGAGCGCACAGGUGCAGAUCAUGCCCCAGAUUUACAGCAAGGCCAGCUGUGUUAUUGUGUGGCUUGGGGAUGAUAGCCAGAUGAUUUUCCGGCUGCUGAGAAAUGUGUGGCAAGGGCCGGAUCUGAAAGACGUGAUUCGGCGGGUGAAUAAGAAAGCCAAGAGGCUCAAGGAGCUGAAGGAGCAGUGGUCGGUCUCACUCCUCGAAUUCCUGGAAGACCGCGCUCUUGACUGGGUCAUGCCCGAUGAUGGGAUUUUCACCAUCAACGACAUCCGUCUUAUCCUCAGCACGUUCCUGAGGUCAUGGUUUACGAGAGUUUGGUGCAUCCAAGAACUCAGCCUGGCCGCCAAGAUCAGGAUGUUCAUGGGCAAGACGGAACUAGAGUGGCACGAGGUCCUGAAAUUCCUGUGCCUCCUUGCCCAUCUGGGCUUCUUCCGUCCAUCGAGCGUGUGGAAGAUGGAUAAGGGCUGGACAACGCAGGAUGGAAAGGGCGGUGAUGGCAGCGAGGCUUGGAGACUCGCUGAGAUUCGAUUACGAACGGCGAGGAACAAGGAAGAAUGGGAUAUCGUCGAUCCUAUUCUGCACCGCAAGGACUGUGAGGCACCUUGUGUUCGAAAAGCAGACCGCUUGAGUCUCCCUCUGCUCAUGGCAGCCACAUGGUCCUUCGAGAGCAAGGACCCACGAGACAAAAUCUACGCCAUCAUGAGCCUUGCUGCACCUCUCCCUCCAGAAGACAAGAUUACGAUCGACUAUGCCUCCCCCGUGGAGGACCUUUACACCCAAGUUGCCCAUAUUUUCAUCCGCGGUUCAGGGCGUGACUCUAUGUACAACCGAGGGGAUGGUCUCGCGGGUAUUCUGGAGCCUCUAGAAGGUCUUUCAUAUGUCCAGGACCCGUAUUACAGCGGCCAACAGGCCAAGAUGCCCGAGCUGCCCUCUUGGGUUCCGGACUUUAGCAAUCCGCUCACGACAAGCCGCAUCUGGCGGAGGUCCUUCAGGGCCGCGAAGACGCUGGAGCCCGUGUUUGGACCUGGUGAGGGAAAGGGUAACCUCCAUGUCCUUGGAGCUGAGAUUGACGUUGUCGAGGCUGUGGAGCCCGGGUGGGCUGAUAUUGAUCCCGACGAUAUGCCAGCAGACCUGGAUGUUGACGUGGAGUCGUGGUUUAAGCUUCUGGAGACCGUUAAGCCCAGAGAUGGCGAGAGCCCUAUCCACAUGCUUUUCAGGACGCUUACGGUGGACAGGCUCUGGACGGGCCGUGACAAGGAUACCAGGCAGCAGAGCGCUGUUUCCUUUCGUGAAUUCAUCGCCUGGGAGCUGGCUUGCAACAUCAGAAAGACGCGGGAAGAGGAAGAGGAAGCAGCUCGUGAGUCGGAGCAAGAUUCCGAUUCCGCUGUCGAGAUCAAGAUCAGCCCAUUGGCUGAAGAAGAAGCGUCCGAAACGGCUUCGGACGCUGGCUCUAGCUCUGGGGAAGAGUCUGUGGAUUCCGGGGGUGGCUGGGCCUGUGAUGGUUGUGACCGGGAACUCGAGGCCGGAGAUUGGCAUUGCGAAGGUUGCGAAGACUUCGACUUGUGCUGGGAGUGUUUCCGGGAUGGCAAACUUGAGCACGACCCCAAGCACGACUUCACUCUCUACCAAAUCUCUCCAAAUGACGAGCACAGUUCAGAGGCUCGGGAACAGGUCGAGGCCCCAAGCCGCCUGACCAAGGUAUUGCGAACCCAGAGUGCCUUUGGUUCGACAGAGUCAUUGUCACUGAAACAGAAAGCUGUUAUGAAGCGCAUCAGCCAACUCCGAAUUGGAAGAUGGUUUGGGGACCACGGGGAGUUAUCAGACAGCGACUUAAAGGACAGUGCAUCCGGCCAUGAGGAGAACGAUGGCGCAAGUGUCAUAACCUCAACGAGCAACAGAGGCAACGGAGACCCCACAGGCACCACGUCAGGCCUCAAGCAGUCAUUGUUGUACAUGCUCGGCCACCAGAGAUCCCUCGAAAAUGCCGCCAAGAACCAAGGAGACUUGAAAUACCUCCCCACGCUCGACGAGAUUCCAGCCCAAGACAAACUGACAGGGGCCAUGUGGCAAUGGUGCAAGUACCACGGCGACCCGUCAGCCUGCAAGACACUCGAUGACGAGUCCAGUGUCCGCCUCCACAUAGUUAGGGUCUAUCGAAAGCGGUGCCUCUUCCGGACCAGAGCUGGACGACUGGGUCUUGGGCCCCAGUCUGUGAGGCCUGGAGAUGGGGUGUGGCUAGUGGCUGGGAGCAGGACACCGUACCUGCUACGGAAAAAGGAGCAAGAUAGUGAGGAAGAGAGGGAGAGGCUUGGAUUCUUAGGGGAGACAUAUCAUGGUGAGGUGCAAUCUAUCCCCAAGAUGCAUUCCAAGAUCCUUCUCUCGGCCCUGGCGCUCGGCGCCUCCACAUCUGCCGUCACGGUCCCGACACGAAAGCACGCCCGCCAGGCCCCAACAACCCUUGAUGCCGCCUUCAAGGCCGCAGGUAAGGAGUAUGUCGGCACCGCCCUCACGAUCCGGGACGACCCGCAGGAGGAGGAAAUUAUCAAGACCGAGUUCGGGUCUAUCACGCCCGAGAACGCCAUGAAGUGGGAGUCUACGGAGCCGACCCAGGGCAACUUCACCUUCGACGACGCCGACGCCGUGGUGGCUUUUGCCACCGAGAACGGCCAGAAGAUCCGCUGCCACACUCUGGUCUGGUACAGCCAGCUGCCGACGUGGGUGUCCGGGGGCGGGUUCGACAACGCUACGCUGCUUGAGGUGGUGAAGACUCACAUCGAUACCGUUGUGGGGAGGUACAAGGGUGUCUGUGACCAGUGGGAUGUUGUCAAUGAGGCCCUCAACGAAGACGGCACCUACCGCGACAACGUCUUCCUCGAGACCAUCGGCGAGGCCUACAUCCCCAUCGCCUUCCAGUACGCCCAGGCCGCCGACCCGGACGCCCGCCUCUUCUACAACGACUACAACCUCGAGUACGGCUCCGACAAGGCCCAGGGCGCCGCCCGCAUCGUCCAGCUGGUCCAGUCCUACGGCGCCCGCAUCGACGGCGUCGGGCUGCAGGGCCAUCUCACCUCGGAGCCGACGACCUCUUCCGGGGGCGGCGUGGCGCCGGGGCUGUCCACCCUCGAGACCACGCUCGCGCUGUACACGGACCUUGGCGUGGAUGUUGCUUACACCGAGCUUGACGUGCGGUUCAACACCACAUCUGGAGAUCUGGCUACGAAGGAGGCCGCACAAGCAGAUGUUUAUGUCAAUGUUUUCCAGUCGUGUCUCAACAACGAGCGCUGCAUUGGCAUCACUAUCUGGGGUGCUACAGACAAGUACUCCUGGAUUCCGGGAGUCUUCUCUGGAGAGGGCGACGCGCUGCUAUGGGAUGACAACUACCAGAAGAAGCCAGCUUACGACGCUGUCUUGAAUGCGAUCAAUGCGGCAAGUAACUCGACAACAUCGGGGACUUCAGCGGCGAAGUAUCGGUUCAGGAACGUGUCGUAG